Molecule: messenger RNA, 2868 nt
Organism: Metopolophium dirhodum (rose-grain aphid)
Lineage: Eukaryota; Metazoa; Arthropoda; Insecta; Hemiptera; Aphididae
Product: ecto-NOX disulfide-thiol exchanger 2
Exons: 12
Coding region: 408-2432 (674 amino acids)
Biological process (GO): ultradian rhythm
Cellular component (GO): external side of plasma membrane; plasma membrane
Molecular function (GO): RNA binding; protein-disulfide reductase activity
Source: RefSeq, a predicted model, not a curated record
UCCAUGUUGUUUGAUAAAAAAGUAUUUUGAUUUAUAUUAUAACGCUGUGUCCAUAGGGAAGAAAGCAGAAACAACAAGAUCGAGAAGGUAGAUAGGUAUUUUAGACACUGGCAGUGGGCACACGGCUGUGCGGCUGUAGAUAACUAAUAAUUACAUAGUUUAUGACUUUAUGUUAUUAUACAUCUAUUUAUGUUUUUUAUGGAUUAAAGAGUUAAUUGUAUUAUUUACCCAUACAAUUAUUUUAAUGAAUUAUUGAUUUUUUUCUUUUGUGUUCAUAGUUCAUACUUACUUAAUAUCAUUUAGAUCCAACUAAUUUCAUAUUAUUCAUUGACACCCAUGAUUAUUUUCUUUACUUGCCCUUCAAUACUACAAAUUGUCUUUUUUUACUUCAUGUAGUGUAAUGAAUAAUGGCUUCAUAUUAUGAUGCAGUUUUUCGAAGAAAAAUUACAGAAACUACGAGCACAGAUGAACGGAAUAGACCUAGUGAAAAUAAGAGAGGACGGUGGGAUCAACCAGAUGCCCAAAAUAUUAAUUCUGAUGAUCAAUGGGAACGAAUAGUUGAACGAGCUAGAAAUCUAAGAAAUGAUACACAGUUCAAUGACAUACACGGGGAUAAACCAGCAUCUCUAAUAGACUUGCCAAUUGAUGCAAAUAUUUCUUCUAAUAAACCACCCGUACCGGUUAGAACUUCUCCUUUGUGGAAUGAAAUAAUGCCUCAAUUUAAUCCAUUUAAUUUAAUUAACCCAAUGACCGUAAUGGAUUCUGCAAUGUUCAUGGGACAAUAUGGUGUCAUGGGCGGAAUGCUAACACCCUCUUCAAUGAUUGUUAAUCAUACGACACCAAGAGCACCAGAUUCCAAUGUCAUUCAAACAGACAAACGAAUUAUACAACUAGAACUGUGCACGCUGUACCCACCUCCUUCAAACGCGCCUACACCAACUUCUAGAGAGAGGCCCCCAGGCUGUCGAACCGUAUUUGUUGGAGGUUUACCAGACAGCAUUACUGAAGAUAUAAUGAAAUCAAUUUUUACCAACUAUGGAGAAAUAUUGACAAUUCGUUUAAGUAAUAGAAAAUUUUGUCACAUACGUUUUGAGAAUGAGUGCUCCGUUGAUCUUGCAUUAGAACUCUCAGGAUAUCGAUUAGUGAUGAAAGGGCAAGAGCUUGUAUCUGCAUCACGUUUACAUGUCGAUUAUGCUCAAGCCCGUGAUGAUCAAUAUGAAUGGGAAAUGAAAAAAAGACAUUUAAUGCGUGAAGAAAGGCGUUUACAACAAACUCGAUCAAAUCCUCCUCCAUCUCCUCCAUUAAUACCCCAUUUCACUGAAGCUAAAGCUUUAUCCGUUAGUGAAGAAAUUAAGGCUGAUACAUCAUUUUUAAAUGCUGUACAAGUAGUAAUUACAUGGUUAGAACGAGGAGAUUGUAACAAACGUAAUGUUAAUAUAUUUUAUUCGAUAAUUCAAUCGACCAAUUCUCAUGUACGGCGUUUACUAUCAGAAAAAAACCAAUUUGAAGAAGAACUACAAAAUCUAAAAGACCUUACUAAACGCCGAAUGCAAGCAAUUUUAUUACAAUUCACCCAGAUCGAGAAAGUGUUUACUUCUGCGUCGCACAAGAAGGUUUGGGAUCAUUUCACAAAGGCGCAGCGAAAGAACAUUGAGACAUGGAAGAAGCAGGCAAUGGCUCUAUCCAAAUUGGGUAUUGAUGAUGAAGAUGAAAUGAUUGGCGGGGACGAAAUGGAUCUAUCUGAUGAUGAAAGUAAUUUGAAAAAGACAAAAACAAAAACUGAUCCUAUACAGCUACAGGAUGAAAAUGAUCACCUCAAAUGUGAACUAGAAGCUUAUAAAAAUGAAAUCGGAAUGAUGAAAGCUAGCUUACAAACUUCUGACCAAAAGGAUAUUCAAAUAAAUUAUUUACAACAACAGUUAUUAUCUACUCGACAAGAGUUAAAUGUUCUUACUGAAAAAUGUUCUGAUGCUCAAAAGUCUAAUUCAAGUUCAACUGAUGACCAGUUAAUACCAAACAAUAAAACAAAAGAAACAAACAAUGGAUCAAAUAAUUUUUCUGGUCAUCAAAUAAAAUUACUUGUGCUGAAAAGAAAUUACAUUUUAUACUCAAUCAAGUUAAGAAACAUACUCGGAAGUGACCAGUUUUUGUCAACUAGUGGUUAUGCAACAACAGUCAACCAUUUGAAUAUAGUACACCUGCCAUAUAUAAUGAAUCCAUACUGUGCAAGUUGUCCUCCAAGUCAUAUUGCAAUAUAUUUAAGCAUUCAUCCUUUUGGAAUAAGUGUUGAAAGUAUUGUAAACUAUAUCAAAAAUAUUGAUAAGAAUGUUACUUCUCAACAAGUAGAAAAUCUCCUAGUCAACAACCAAAUAUUAUUUGAAAAUUUCCAACACGAUGAUCCAUCUCUAUGGAAAUUAGUCAAUUUUAGUUAACUAUGAUAUUAUAAAGUACUUGAUUAUUUUCAUUUGUAAUAAUUUGUUCUUUUUACAUUUUUCACUUAACUAGUGUUUUACAUACUUUUUAUGAAAAAGUUGCUUUAUAAUUUGUAAUUUAUUCUUUUGGUUGUUAUCAUUAACUUACUAUCUUCUUUAUUUAAAUUAUUUUUUCACGUUAAUAACAUUUAAUUUGUUAUAAAAACAUAAUACGACUAAUUUAUAUUGUUAUUUAACAUAGUAUGCUAAUAUUAUAACCUUUCUUAAGGUUUUGUAAAAAUUUACUAUUUUUACCGAACAAUUUAUUAUGUUUAUUAAUUACUUUAUAUGAAAUUUAUCAUUUGUUUACUCUUUUAUUCGAUAAAAUUGUAUAAAUUAUAUUUUAAUAUAAGUAGUGUAAUAAACAUCUUGUAGAGUUCAUAAUACAGUUUUGAUU